Messenger RNA from Caenorhabditis bovis, 1065 nucleotides. The record is from the annotation of a GenBank genome assembly. NCBI's taxonomy places the organism in Eukaryota, Metazoa, Nematoda, Chromadorea, Rhabditida, Rhabditidae.
AUGACGGAUACAUAUCAGGAGCGUCCCUACCUAGGCGCGGAUGAACUCAACACUAUGACCAUAAAUAGAAAUGUUGGCCUGCCAAGCCUUAAAAAAACUUGCUUCAUUCAGCCAAAAAGCACAGGAUUUGCGAGCCUUUUUCUUCAAUUUGGACUUCUUAUUGUUAGCGGUCUCACCGCCAUUUUUUUCUUCUAUCAUGUUGGUGGUUACGAGUAUAUGGAAUGGAAUGAGAAUUCGACAAUUCUUCAACCAGUCCACCACUAUCACGGAGACGAGUUCAUCGAAACGGAAAUCAGCAUCCCGCUCAACAAUCCCGUAAUAAUUGAACCAGCCACUAAUGCUCCGGAGCCUGAUGAUUCUCUUGUCUCUACAACGAAUCGUUCACUCGAAUUCAUCAACGCAACAAUUGCAAAUAAUAUGCGUGACGACAAAAAAAAUACCGUAGUCGACGAUGACGAAAGCAUAUCGAACAUCAUCGAAAGUUUGCUAGGAGAUUCUGGCUUAGAUAAUGCGACUUUCGGCAUUGAGCAAGUUCCUAUGACAACGGUUGUUAUUGCGGGAAUUGAAUUUGAUUGGCUAGAAGUAAUUAGAAUCUCUACUCUGGUGUAUCUUGCAAUUUGUUUGGGAUGGUUUUUCACCAUGUUUCUGUUCAUUUGUACGAUUCGAUGCGAGAUACUAGAUACUGCUAUUCUAAACUUAAUCAUUCUUAUUACCAUUGUACUAUACUUGCUGGUUCACUCCGUUCUUAUUGGCGCCCUACUCUUCUUCCAGACACAAAUGAGUUGGCGAACUAUGGCUAUCACUAUUGGCUCCAUCGUAAUCUUAUCAUGCUGUGCGUUUCUCGGCAGCAUUUGCGUUGCCCUGAACUUUGGUUGGGUGCGUUAUAUUGACUACAUGCACAAUACGAGAAAGUGUAUGUGCCUCGGAAUGAUCGUGCGACUUAUCAAGCGCAACAAGCGACAAAAUAUGCCCGACUCGUAUUCAAUGCCGGAGCGACGGCCAGAGCCGACUAACAAUAUCCAAUAUGAAACCGAUGUCCCGAUCCAACAGUUCAGCGCGUUUUAA